This is a messenger RNA of Salarias fasciatus (jewelled blenny), 3996 nucleotides long. RefSeq names its product myelin transcription factor 1b (gene myt1b). The transcript has 22 exons. The record is from RefSeq and is a predicted model, not a curated record. NCBI's taxonomy places the organism in Eukaryota, Metazoa, Chordata, Actinopteri, Blenniiformes, Blenniidae. Gene Ontology annotation, molecular function: RNA polymerase II cis-regulatory region sequence-specific DNA binding; zinc ion binding; DNA-binding transcription factor activity, RNA polymerase II-specific. Gene Ontology annotation, cellular component: nucleus. Gene Ontology annotation, biological process: regulation of transcription by RNA polymerase II. Bases 79 to 3900 code for a protein of 1273 amino acids.
CAGCGGUGGACACGAGGCGAGAGGACCAGCAGCCGCUGUCAGGCCUCCCAGAGACUGCAGAGCCGUCGACCAAUCACAAUGAGUGUGGAGGGUGAUGAGAAGCGAACUCGCACUCGGUCCAAGGGCAUCAGAGUUCCCAUUGAGCUCGUAGGACAAGAGCUGAGCUGCCCCACCCCUGGAUGCAAUGGCUCCGGCCAUAUCAGUGGGAGAUACUCACGGCACAGAAGCAUUCUGGGCUGCCCCAUCGCAAGGAAGCGCCGCCUGGAGGAGGCGGAGGCCGAGCAGGAGCAGGAGCAGGAGCAGGAGUCCGAGCGACCCGCCUCCAAGCGCAAGUCCCACCCGCUGAAGCUGGCUCUGGACGAGGGCUUCAGCGCCGAGAGCGACGCCAGCAGCGAGGCCGAGGGCGACGGAGACAAGGAUGCAGGGAAAGAGCAGGAGGCCAAGGAGGCGGAGGAGGAGGAGGAGGAGGAGGAAGGGGGGAGGGACGCUGCUGUAGAGGAGAAGGAGGAGAAGAAGAAGGAGGAGGAGGCGACAGAGGACGAACAGAUGAACGGCCAAGAGGAGGAGUCACCAGUGAAGGACGGGGAGGAGGAGAAAUCUGCAGCUGAGGAAGAGGAGGAGUGUGUGAUCGUCGAGCCCGAGCGGGAGGCGGCGGCUCCGGCCCCGGAGGACUGCCGCUCGCCCUCAGAGAGCGCGGAAGACGUGGCCAAUUCCCUGCUUCACCUGGGCAGGGUCCCCAACAACAACACCAACAACAACAACAAUGCUCCGACGGAGGCCAUUCAGCUGCCUGUUGCCAUGGAGACUGAGGAGGAUAUCGCCACCGAGCAGGGUGAAGGAGUGAAGGACGAGCAGGAGGGGGACGUGGAUGAGGGGGAAGAGGAGGAGGAGGAGGAGGAGGAGGAGGAGGAGGCGCACAGAGUUCAAGUGCUGGAGGAGUCGCCCGUUCUGCCGGAGGAGGCAGCCGACGUCGACUACCAGCAGGGAGGGCAUCCAGACUCCGCCUACCCAGACUAUCCCGCCCAGAGUGUCCACGGCGAGGAGAUCAAAGGUGAAGAUGUUAUGGAAGAGGAGGAACAUUUAGCCGUUUCAGAGGCAGAAACAGCAGCAGAGGAGGAGGAGGAGGAGGAGGAGGAAGAUGAAGAGGAGCACAGGGAGCAUAUUCCGACCAUUUCUGACGUGCCAACCGCCGUCCGCACCAUCACCAGCAUCGCAGCCGCUCAGGGAACACACAUCAAGACGGAGGACCACAGGGCCAGCCCUCCAGAGGACUACACCCCCCACAGAACCAGUCCCCUCCACAAGCUGGACUCUCUGCGAGCGGCCUCGCUCCACGGCUUCAAGGCCAGCCCCCCGCUGAGCUUCGGCUCGCACCGGGCCAGCCCGCUGGAGGAGUUCUUCUCCCUCCCCAGGAGCGGCAGCUACAGCCUGCACAAGCCCUCGUCGUCCGCCUCCACCGACAUCAUCGAGGUCUGCUCCGAGAAGUCCGAGGAGAAAGACUACGACAACAUGGACGGGGACGACGAGCGGGACGACGAGGACAGCCUGUCGCAGCGCUCCACCGUCACCGACGAGUCGGAGAUGUUCGACAUGACCCGGGGGAACCUGGGCCUCCUGGAGCAGGCCAUCGCCCUGAAGGCCGAGCAGGUGAAGCCGGCCGGGCCCCGGGAGCUGCUCCGCGCCCCAGAUAUACACCACCAGCGCUACUUCACCAUGGAGGACCGGCCCAAGCACCUGGACAUCAUCCGCAAGAGCUACUUCAGCAAAGAGAGCAGCCGGCCCGAGAAGAGGGAGAUAAAAUGCCCCACGCCGGGCUGCGACGGGACAGGCCACGUGACCGGCCUGUACCCUCACCACCGCAGCCUGUCGGGCUGUCCGCACAAGGACAGGAUCCCCCCCGAGAUUCUGGCCAUGCAUGAAAAUGUGCUGAAGUGUCCGACUCCCGGCUGCACCGGUCAGGGCCACGUCAACAGCAACCGCAACACACACCGCAGCCUCUCCGGGUGCCCCAUCGCCGCUGCAGAGAAGCUGUCCAAGAGCCACGACAAGCAGCACCUCUCCCAGCCGGGCGCCGAGCACCUCAAGGGGAGCCCCAACGACCGAGUGCUGAGGCCCAUGUGCUUCGUGAAGCAGCUGGAGGUGCCCCAGUACGGCAGCUACCGGCCCAACAUGGCGCCGUCCACGCCCCGCGCCAACCUGGCCAAGGAGCUGGAGAAGUACUCCAAGGUGUCCUUCGAUUAUGCAAGCUUCGACGCCCAAGUGUUCGGGAAGCGCACGCUUGCUCCAAAGAUGCUCACCAGCGAAACCUCACCCAAAGCCUUCAAAACUAAGCCCUCAUUCCCCAAGUCGUCGUCGCCCAGCCUCAGCCUGCACGAGUACGGGAAGAGCUCCUCCCUGGCCUACGACUACUCGCACGACGCCGAAGCUGCUCACAUGGCGGCCACCGCCAUCCUCAACCUGUCCACGCGCUGCUGGGAGAAGCCCGAGAACCUCAGCACCAAACCGCAGAGCAAGGAAUUGGACAUCGAGGUGGACGAGAACGGCACCCUGGACCUGAGCAUGAAGAAGCCCAUCAAGCGGGAGGGCAGCCUGUCGGGCGCCAGCCCGGGCGUGCGCUCCCCGGACCCGUCGUCCUCCUCCUCGCUGCACCACGGCGGCAGCAGCGGCGUCACUUCGCCCAACCUGCUGGCGUACAAGCAGGAGGACUGGGAGGGGCCGCUGGAUUACACCAAACCCAACCGCCAGCGGGAGGAGGAAGCGGAGGAGAUGGAGCUCACGGCGCCGUCCUACGUGUCGUCCGACCCCGAGGACUGCGACAUGAUGCAGGACUGUCUGGAGGACAGGAAGUACCCGGGCGAGGUGACCACCCCCAGCUUCAAGGUCAAGUUUCAGCCCAAGGACGCCAAGAAGGAGCUGCUCUCGUGUCCCACACCUGGCUGCGACGGCAGCGGGCACAUCACCGGGAACUACGCGUCGCACCGCAGUCUGUCUGGGUGUCCUCUCGCUGAUAAGAGCCUUCGGUCCCUCAUGGCGGCCCACACCCCUGAACUCAAAUGUCCCACUCCAGGAUGCGACGGCUCGGGUCACAUCACAGGAAACUACGCCUCGCACAGAAGUCUCUCUGGGUGCCCGCGUGCCAAGAAAAGUGGAAUUAAAACUCCUACCAAGGACAACCAGGAGGACUCCGAGCUUUUAAAAUGCCCCGUGCCGGGCUGCGACAGCCUGGGCCACAUCAGCGGGAAGUACGCCACGCACCGCAGUGCCUACGGCUGCCCGCUGGCCGCCCGCCGGCAGAAGGAGGGCCUGCUGAACGGCACGCCCUUCAACUGGAAGGCCUUCAAGACAGAGGGGCCCACCUGCCCCACCCCGGGCUGCGACGGCUCCGGGCACGCCAACGGCAGCUUCCUCACGCACCGCAGCCUCUCGGGAUGCCCCAGAGCUCUGUACGCCAAGAAGAAGGCCAAGUUCCCCUCGGAGGAAUACCUGAGCACCAAGUUCAGAGCCGGAGACGUUCUGAACAACGACGAGGACAUCAAGCAGCUCAACAAGGAGAUCAGCGACCUCAACGAGUCCAACAACGAGAUGGAGGCCGACAUGGUCAACCUGCAGACCCAGAUCUCGUCCAUGGAGAAGAACCUGAAGAACAUCGAGCACGAGAACAAGAUGAUUGAGGAGCAGAACGAGGCUCUGUUCAUGGAGCUGUCCGGCCUGAGCCGCGCCCUCAUCCGCAGCCUGGCCAACAUCCGGCUGCCGCACAUGGAGCCCAUCACCGAGCAGAACUUCGACAGCUACGUCAGCACCCUGACCGACAUGUACACCAACAAGGACUGCUUCCAGAGCCCCGAGAACAAGGCGCUGCUGGAGAGCAUCAACAAGGCGGUGAAGGGCAUCAAAGUGUGAGGCGCUCAGAGGAGCGGCGGCCGCGCAGCGCUACAAUACAUUCAUUCAAAAAAACAAAAGGGAAUUCAGGUUAUUUUAAAUACAUGGCAACUUAAA